Molecule: messenger RNA, 657 nt
Organism: Colletotrichum scovillei
Lineage: Eukaryota; Fungi; Ascomycota; Sordariomycetes; Glomerellales; Glomerellaceae
Exons: 3
Coding region: 1-657 (218 amino acids)
Source: RefSeq, a predicted model, not a curated record
AUGGAGACACUCGUCGUCUGGCUCGAAGGCUUGGGGACCAACACUGCUUGCCUACGAACCAUUGUACUUCAGACCGAGCCUCAGAGGUGGUUACCGUCAUCAGAUCCAAGCAGAUGCAGGACUCAGCCGACCCGUUAUCGAGAACUGUGUCGUAGGGCUGCGAGGUUGUUGGCUGCUGCCGAAGAUCUCCAGGCUCUGCGAACGCAAUACUUUUACAAUCUUACAAGUAUGAAUGCUGGCCCGGCUACGAGGGCAGCACUCAAGCGACAUGGGCCUGUUUCUGGGUGGAUCGGCAUCGCGCGCCGGGUUGCAGAGGUAUUGUACCAUGAUUUUCGGUCGGUGUACUCCAAAGGCCUGUCCCGCGACCACAGCCCGGAAAGGCUGUGUCGUGUCUUACAAGUCAGCCGGAAUAACUGGUGGUGUUAUCGGCACGCAUCGAUUCCGCGGAAACUCAAUGCCAAAGAGGCAAGAGAGGCUGAAGAGGAGGUUAUAGAACAUCUGAGGCUUCUGCUCAGGAGAAACCUCGAAUCUCCCUUCCGUAUCUUAAAGGCCGCAAAUCAACGGAGGUGGACUUUUCAUUUAUAUCAAACACUACAAGCAUCAAGCCACCCAAGUAAGCAACCACCUAACAAUGAUUUCACGUUGAAUUUCGGCUGA